UAUAUGUAAUAAAAGCCCGCGUGUGUACAGUAAGUACACGGAAUAACCGCCAGGUGGCGACUUACGCAAUACAUCGUACCAAGGAAAUAAUCCACUAUAGUAAAUCAUCGCCUCAGACUGUAUAUAGCCAGCUGGUUUUAAUUUAUGUCAGGGCAUUGUCUAAGUUAAUUAAACCAUUAUUAUAUUUAAAUAUGUAUUUUGAACAUUUAUUAGGGAACGAACUGUGUAGAAGUUUUUUGCGUAGUUACUGUACCUUGGCAGAAGACCGCCAAAAGCAUAAUUAGGGAAGAGAACGACUGUUGAUCAAAAGGUUUCGUUUCCUAGGUAUACGUUUUAAGCUUCUCCCACAACAGUUCCUGUUCUCGUUUAGAUUACCACUGUUUAAUUUAUUCCUAACUACGGCAAACGACCUCAAAUCGAAUGAGCUCUUUUAUGGAUCUCUAAGCGAUUUUUGCGUAUUCAUGAGCUUGGAUCCAUCUGAUCUGUUUCAAUGUAUAUGAUGACGAAUAAUAUACGCAAGUACAUGUUAUAUAUUUUAUCUAUAUAUGUAUUUAUUAACAGUAUGUCGAUACGUUUAAGUAGAUUAUUAUAUAAAAAUGGAUGUCGGUGAAUAUGACCAUUGCGAAAACAUUGUGAGCUUAACAUACCUAGAUUUACUUGUGUUACAAAAACCAUAAUGGAGCAGGAUAAACAGGUUAAUAUCAUACAUCAUUGGCGAAUUUUAUCAAAUGUAAUGAGAAGAAUGAAUACUUUUGAGAUGAUACGUUUACGAGGAAAGCAAUCAAAUACUGCUAAGUACUAUUUUGAUGGUCAUAUCUAUUACCACGAUGGCAGAGGAAGUAGUACCAUCUUUCGCUGCAAAGAAAAAAAUUGUUCUGGCUGUGUAGCAAGGGUGUAUGUAGAACAUUUUAAUAAUUUGGAUCACCCAGAAGUUGUUUAUGAGCACAACCAUGAUAGAGAUGAUAAUGUAUUGUUAAAAGAUUUUAAGGAAGAACUAGAAAUGUUGGCUCGAACUACAUUCGACGAUUUCAGAGAUAUUUUUGAUACAGUUCGUAGAAACGAACAAUAUGCCCCGAUACGUGUCGAAGUGAAGUAUUCGACUUACCAAUCCAGAAUGCGGACCGAACGAUUAAAUAACGUACCACCCGUUCCUCGAACUUUGGCAGGACUAUAGCUAAUGUUUUGGCAGAUUAUCCACCCGUGAGAAACUAUUAUAGAGGAUGUGCCCCUAUCAAGGUGUAGACAAUUAUACGCUGAUGGGACCUUUAAAAUAAGGCCAAGGAAACCCCACUAUGCGCAGGUGUUUAUCGUUCACUUUCGAAAGAUGAAUACAGCUUUAGCAAAAUCUUGGAACGAAAAUAUCCCUAUGGAAUUCGAGUACAUCCUGGAGAGGGCUUAUGCGGUAGCACAUUUGCCUCCAGAGAAAGUUGGAGAAGGAUUUAUGCACAUCACUAGCCUUCUUGAUAAUGUAGCAAAUGGAAAUGGCGUUAAUCCAGCUAUACUACAAAAGCUGCAAGAUUUUGCAGCUUAUCUAAAAAGAUAUUGGCUACCACUUGCUGAAGUAUUGUCAGUCUUCCAAAAAACCGUUAGGUCCAAUAAUACUUGUGAGAAUUUUCACUUGUAUGCAGCAAAGAAAAUGGGAAUACGUUCCAACGUUUAUAGAAUGUUAGACGGAAUGGGGGCUCAAAUGGAUAAGACAGCAGCGAAUUAUGAAAUGGCUGAACGAGGUCUUAUAGUAACAGUUCAGCGACCAGCGCGUCUCGUAGAAGCUGACUUGGCUAUACAGCGAACUGAAAAUGAAUUUCUAUUGGGGCGUUAUGAUGUGGAAGAGUAUCUAACGCACAUUGCUGGUUUGAGGCGUUAUCAUUUUGCAAGAGUGUGCAAUGUAUGCUACUCGAAGGAGCAUCUACAUAAACUGCCAACCUGCCCUCACCGUAUCUGCAACAAUUGCUUACGGAAUCUGAUCAAAAGGGAAUGUCCAAACUGUAGAACACCUAUAACAACUUAUUUACCUGAACAUAUGAUGGGAGGCGAGGUAUGGAGUCAAAACAUCCCGGCACAACUCCAGCACGAGUUCUAUAAACAUUUAUUGAGAGAUAUUGAAGAGAUGGAUUCCAAUUCUGACAUAGAUCUUUCUGAUAUAAAUGAUUGAAAAAUGAAUGAAGAAGAAGAGGACUUACAGGACAUCAUGAACAACAAAUAAAUCCAGGAUAUCACGGACGUGUAGGAAACCCAGGACGUGAAGGACAUCCAGGAGAUCCAGGCUAUUAAGGACAUCGAGGAGAUCGAAAACAGGACAUCCAGAAGGAGAUCCAGGGGAUUAAGGACGUCGAGGACAUCGGAGACAACAUAUAGGACAUCAAUGCCAGAGAUGAAUCGCUAUUAUCCGGAAGUGGCUGCCAAGAUAGCGGCCUAUGUACACAUACACACGCACACAUACGCGAGUGCACUUACACACACAAGCGCACACUUAGACACAUAUACACACAUGUAUACGUAACACACACGCGCGUACACAGGGCUAUUAUACAUCGUUCCUUAUAUGUAGUAUACGUGUAUAAACGGACAGGGGAAAAGUCAGUGGGGCCAAUGUGAGGAUUGUAAGUGACUGAUGCAGGGAAGAGAAACGAAGUUGCAAUACCUAAUCUUCCGGAUGUAAACAAUGAAGGUAUGCUUUCUGCAAUUUCAAGUUAUUGGAGUCGUUAAGUAUAAUUAUUCAACAACUCCAAGAACUUGAAAUUGCAAAGCAGAAGGCACACGUUUACUGUUUUCAUCAUGGAAGGUUAGGUACUGUUACGGCAAGCCUGUUCGUUUCUCUCCCCUGCAUCCGUCACUAACAGUUUGUACGUUGGCCGCAUUGAUUUCCAUCCCGUACGUUUACGUAUGCGUAUUAUGCAUACCGAACGAUGUGGAAUGGCCCACACAGACAUAUACGCCCAUGCACACAUGUCGCGCGCACAUACACAAGCACACUGUGGAUUAGGCCUAUACCUUGUUGAAAUUUAAUAGAAUAUUUUAAAUAAUUCAGUUUAAUACAUUUCUUUUUUGCACCCUUUUCGUUAGAUUCUUUAAUUAAAUUAAGAAUAUAAUGAUAAGUCUCGAUGACUAAUUUUUAUAGUAAUAUCUUUCGUUUGUUGAUUAUAUUAGUGAGAAAUUGUGUACGACACGACCAAUACCUUAUUUAAGCUACCAAUACAAAUAUUUCGUAAAAUAUACAUUAUUAAAAUAUACAUUGUUGUAAAUGAAUAAAAAUAAUCCAUUAAAUUAUAAA
Molecule: messenger RNA, 3271 nt
Organism: Nasonia vitripennis (jewel wasp)
Lineage: Eukaryota; Metazoa; Arthropoda; Insecta; Hymenoptera; Pteromalidae
Exons: 9
Coding region: 1325-2152 (275 amino acids)
Source: RefSeq, a predicted model, not a curated record